CUUUUUAAAAAAAGCAAAGUGUGGCCCAUGGUGAAUCCGGUCUCUUUCUCACCGGACCGACAUAAGACAGAUUGCUCACCGCUGUUCAGAGUUUUAAAACCGUCAUAUCCUCUGAUUACGUCGGCAAAAUGUCUCUUAAAGAUUCUAAAGCCCCUGCUGAAGAGGCCCCAAUCCACAGGAUCAGGAUUACAUUGACCAGCAGGAAUGUCCAGAGCUUGGAAAAAGUCUGUGCUGACCUUAUUAAGGGAGCCAAGGACAAACAACUCAAGGUCAAGGGGCCAGUCCGCAUGCCAACCAAGAUCUUGCGAAUCACCACCAGGAAGACCCCAUGUGGUGAGGGUUCCAAAACCUGGGAUCGCUUUCAGAUGCGUAUCCACAAACGCCUGAUUGAUCUUCACAGUCCAUCAGAGAUUGUCAAGCAAAUUACCUCCAUCAGUAUCGAACCAGGUGUUGAGGUUGAAGUGACCAUUGCUGAUGCAUAAAUGUUGUCGCAUCAGACAACAAGGACCAUAAUUAAACAAGCUCAAGAAACAAAUAAAAUGGUCAAAAUAUAAA
This is a messenger RNA of Pecten maximus, 555 nucleotides long. Its product is annotated as 40S ribosomal protein S20. Gene Ontology annotation, cellular component: ribosome; cytosolic small ribosomal subunit. NCBI's taxonomy places the organism in Eukaryota, Metazoa, Mollusca, Bivalvia, Pectinida, Pectinidae. Gene Ontology annotation, molecular function: structural constituent of ribosome. Gene Ontology annotation, biological process: translation. The record is from RefSeq and is a predicted model, not a curated record. Bases 129 to 482 code for a protein of 117 amino acids. The transcript is spliced from 4 exons.